AUCCCUAAACUAGGGUUUAAACUCGUCACAGACCACAACCUUCACCAGGCGCCGGUGAUCUCGUAAAUCUCCUGCCGUGCUUGCUCCGACCAAUCCAGUGACAGGUAAUAGGUAACUGCAAUUGAUUGAAAAUGCAACACGACGAGGUCAUAUGGCAAGUUAUCAGGCACAACCACUGCAGUUUCAUGACCAAGAUAACGACCGGGAAUUUCUGUCGGAACCCUUAUAACGUGACUGGGAUUUGCAACCGGAGCUCUUGCCCUCUUGCCAACAGUCGUUAUGCUACCAUUCGCGACCAUGAGGGAGUCUUCUACUUAUAUAUGAAAACAAUAGAAAGGGCUCAUAUGCCAAACAAAUUGUGGGAAAGAGUUAAGCUUCCAAGAAACUACGAGAAAGCUCUUGAAAUCAUUGACAAACAUCUGAUGUAUUGGCCUAAGUAUCUUGUACAUAAAACAAAACAACGAUUGACCAAAAUGACUCAGAUGCGGAUACGUAUGAGGAAACUUGCUCUGAAAACAAGGGAAAAGAUAAUGACAACUCCUAGGAAAGAGAUAAAGAGAGAGGCUAGGAGAGAGGACAAAGCUCUGAAAGCUGCACUCCUGGAAAAAAUUAUUGAAAAAGAAAUGCUUGAGCGGCUUAAGAAAGGAGUUUAUGGCGACAUAUACAAUUAUCCUAUAGAUGCGUACAAUAACGUGCUUGAUAAAGGCGAACUCCAGGCUAGUGAAGAUGAACAAGAGGAGGAAUAUGAGACAGAAUAUGUUGAAUCCUGUGAACAAUAUGAAGAGGAAGAUGACAUGGAAGAUUUUGGUGGUCUAUCAAUUGGAAAGUCUCACAUAGAUGUCAAUAAUGGAAUGGAUGAUGAAGAGGAAGAGGAAGAUGAAGUGGCAGUAGCAGUUGAUCGGAAAAGAUUGAAAAGAGAUUCAAAGCACGAGAAAGAUAAAUCCAGGAAGAAGAAAGCAAGAGUACUCGUCGAGGUUGAGCGUGAAGAUGCAGAUGAAAGACAGUUGGCAAUCCAAUGAGACCUUGUGGUUGAUUUCCUUCACAUUUUUCGCAUCUGUAAACCAGAUGACAGCAAUUAACUUCGAGGCUUCUCUUGCUGUGGCCUGGUUGAGAGGGAAAUGUUGCUUAAGGGAAAUGCGGCAUUUUAGAGUUUGUAAUUGUCGUGUUGGUUCAAAGAUUGUCUUACUAGAUUUUGGUCCUUUUUUAAUUUAUUUUCUUCUUACAAUGGAUUGAGUUGCAUGUGCUACAGUCUACUAGUUAUGGAGUUUUUUUCCCCCCCUGCUAGCUCUUAUUGUGUUUUCUC
This is a messenger RNA of Rhododendron vialii, 1303 nucleotides long. RefSeq lists its product as uncharacterized. Gene Ontology annotation, cellular component: preribosome, large subunit precursor; nucleolus. The transcript has 10 exons. The record is from RefSeq and is a predicted model, not a curated record. NCBI's taxonomy places the organism in Eukaryota, Viridiplantae, Streptophyta, Magnoliopsida, Ericales, Ericaceae. Gene Ontology annotation, biological process: maturation of 5.8S rRNA; maturation of LSU-rRNA. Bases 132 to 1019 code for a protein of 295 amino acids.